ACGUCUAGUGACGUAAGCAGCUGUGGCACUUCCUCGUUUGUUUUCUGGGCUGAUGAACCGAAACCAGUCGCCCAAAUUCAGAAUGCAUCUGUCAAGGGUUGGAAUUUACAUGAAGAGGCGAAAGCGGGCCUGCUCUCGAGCUUGAUCAUUAUAGUCUUCCUCCAUCUGGCUGUCACUCUCUUUGCCUCUUCACAUCGGUGCUCAUUUCCUCUCCCUUCACCAACAUGCUGUGCUGGGGGAAUGCCAAGGAUGGGCAGUUGGGUAUUGGUGUGGAGAAGAACCCUGUGUUUGAACCGAGGAACUGUCAUGUGUUCAGUGGCAGGGGAUUGAAAGAGGUCGCCUGUGGAGGCCAGCACUCUGUGUUUCUUAUGCAUGAUGGCAGUGUGUACACAUGUGGCUCUAACAGCUGUGGACAGCUGGGUCAUGACAAAGCAGGGACUUCCCCAGAGGUUGUUGGGGCUCUGGAUACCCAAAAGAUUGCGAUGGUGUCAUGCGGUCGGGGGCAUUCGAUGGCAGUGAAUGAACAGGGUCAACUGCUUGCCUGGGGAGCUGGUGAUGGGGGACAGCUGGGACUGGGGACCACGGAGACGACUGUUCGAAUUCCCAGGUUGGUCAAAAGACUGUGUGACCAUCACAUCUCUCAAGUAAUGUGUGGGAAUCAGCACUGCAUCGCACUUUCUAGAGACGGCCAGCUGUUCACAUGGGGCCAGAACACCAGCGGGCAGCUCGGGUUGGGGAAAGGAGAGCCCAGCAAGCUGUUCCCUCAUCCUCUAAAGUCUCUGGCAGGAAUUCCUUUGGCACAAAUAACGGCAGGAGGAGACCACAGUUUUGCCCUCUCAUUGUCUGGAGCUGUAUUUGGCUGGGGCAAAAACAGAGCUGGACAACUGGGCCUUAAUGAUAAACAAGAUCGUGCCGUCCCAUGCCACAUCAAAUUUUUGAGAUCUCAGAAAGUUGUUUACAUCAGCUGUGGAGAUGAACAUACAGCAGCCUUGACAAAGGAUGGCGGUUUGUUUACGUUUGGUGAUGGCUCGUGGGGUCAGCUGGGUCACGGUUCCACCAAUAGUGAGCUUUUACCUAGACGAGUGCUGGAGCUCAUGGGCACCGAGGUGUCCCAAAUCGCCUGUGGCAGGCACCACACGUUGGCGUUCGUGCCUUCCUCUGGCGUGGUAUAUGCGUUUGGUUGUAACAGCCAUGGCCAGCUGGGAACAGGAAUACUGGGGGAUGCCAGAAGCCCAUUUCCUGUCAAGGCCAGUUUCCUGACUGGAAAAUUCCAUAGAAGAGAAUCAAAACAGUAUACCGUGACCAAAAUCAUCUGUGGAGGAGACCAUAGUUUCUUAUUGUACUCUAAUGAGCAGACCUCUGUCCCCUCGGAAGACUUCAGAGUGAUUAAUAUUGGAAAAAGUCUCUCACCAAUCAAUUAUGAAAGUUUGAAUUCGUUGAGGCUGAAACUGAUGUACAACACAGACUCUAGCGUCACAAAUGACGUCAUAGUUCAGCUGUCCUCGACGGCGUGCUGGAAUGCCAGCUUCUUGGACCAAAGUGAUGAUAUCCAUUUCAAAACCAACCCAAAGAUCCCAGGCAUCGAUCUCCACUCUGUCAGAAUGCUGUUUGAGACUCUGAGCAAACCAGCUUUCUCUGAACUCAUGGAGCAGGCCACCAAGAGUUUUGAGAGCCUGCUGAUCCCUCAGCUGCCACGCUCCCCUCCUGAUGUCGAGGCCAUGAGGAUCUACCUCAUCUUGUCAGAGUACCCGGCCCUGCAGGACUCCAAAAACUACAUCCGCCUCACUAUACCCCUAGCAAUGGCUAUUCUGCGGCUAGAUGCCAACCCCAGCAAAGUAUUGGACAACUGGUGGUGUUUCGUGGACGGCAGCGUGUUCACCCGAAUGGUCGACAUGUACAAGAGCAUUGUUGUCUUUAUGCUAACAGGAGGCAAGACGGUGCUCGUGCCCAUGUUCUAUGAGAACUAUUUUCUUGCUACUCUUCGGCUGCUGGAAAAGCUCCACAAGGUAAACUUGAAGGCACAACACGUGGAGUACAACCGCUUUUACAUCCCAGACAUCACCAGCCUCGUGGACAUCCAGGAAGACUACCUCAAAUGGUUUCUGAGUAAAGCUGAGAUUAAAGUGGGAUCAUCCCCUUCACAGAGUGACUUUCCCGCAGUAAACCUAUGUGCCUACCCGUUCAUACUGAACGCAAAAGCCAAGACAACCAUGCUGCAAACUGAUGCUGAACUGCAAAUGCAGAUGGCAGUAAGCGGUGCAAACCUACACAAUGUCUUUAUGCUGCUCACACUGGAACCCCACCUCGCUAGGAACCCUUACCUGGUGCUCCAUGUGCGCAGGAGCCAUUUAGUAAGCGACACACUACGCGAGCUCACCAUGUACUCUGACGUGGACCUCAAGAAACCACUCAAGGUGAUCUUUGAUGGAGAGGAGGCCGUAGACGCAGGUGGCGUAACUAAAGAGUUCUUCCUGCUGCUGUUGAAGGAGCUGAUGGAUCCCGUGUACGGGAUGUUCACUCAUUACAAAGAGUCCAACCUGCUCUGGUUCUCAGAUAAAUGUUUUGUAGAGCAGAACUGGUUCCACCUGAUCGGGAUCAUCUGCGGUCUGGCCAUCUAUAACGCCACAGUGGUGGACCUCCACUUCCCCCUGGCUCUCUACAAGAAGCUGCUCGAGGUGUCACCCACGCUGGAGGACUUCAAAGAGCUCUCACCCACCGAAGCCCGGAGUUUACAACAGCUUUUAGACUAUGAAGGAAGUGACGUGGAGGAGACGUUUCUUCUCAACUUUGCUAUCACCAGGGAGAACUACGGGAUGACAGAAGUCAAGGAGCUGAUUCCCGGAGGAGAGAGCGUCGCUGUGGACAAAAACAACAGGAAGGAGUUUGUGGAGGCCUACCUGCGCUACGUGUUCUCAGACUCCGUGGGGGAGCAGUACUCUGCCUUCUCCGCUGGUUUCCUGAAGGUGUGUGGUGGUGAGAUCCUGUCUCUGUUCCAGCCCUCCGAGCUGAUGGCCAUGGUGGUCGGCAAUAAUAACUACAACUGGGAGGAGAUGGAGAAGAACGCCGUUUAUAAGGGGGAGUACACCGCCACUCAUCCAACAGUCAGAUUGUUCUGGGAGGUUUUCCACGAGUUCCCUCUGGAAAAGAAGAAGCAGUUCUUGUUGUUCCUGACCGGUAGCGACCGCAUUCCCAUCCACGGCAUGGAGAGCCUGCGCAUCAUCAUCCAGUCUACCACAGCAGAGGAGCACUAUCUGCCCGUGGCCCACACCUGCUACAACCUGCUGGACAUGCCCCGCUACCAGACCAAAGAGAUCCUGCGCCGCCGCCUCACUCAGGCCGUGGAGCAGUACGAGGGCUUCAGCCUGGUCUGAGGGGAGUCCCAGAGGAGACUUAACGCACUUUAACAGCAAUACACCCCCACGUGAGUGUCAAGAGUGUGAGUGGGCAAUUUUUGGACACGGGAGGGUCACUCUGUUUAUAUAUGGUCUAACAAGAUUGUUAAGCAUCUUGAAUCUUAAAGGUCUAUGUAUGUAAAUGCAGAGUAUUAUUGCUUUUUUGCUUUGGGCAAAGUUCCUCAGCCUUCCAGGACCAUUUAGAGGAGAUUCAAAUGGCUGAUAGAUAACAGCCAACAUGGAAAUUAACCAAAAAAGCACUAAAUGGACUAAAAUGUGCAGAACAACCCUGGAUUAUGAAAACUUCGGGACCUAAACAGCAGGACCAGAGAAGGUUGAGAAACUCUUAAUUUUUUUUUGCUUUGUUUUGUUUGCAAAGCCGUGUAUUUUAUAUUCCUUAAAUUCUAUUUUUAAUCAUUAAAGAAUCAUGUUAUUACCUUGAGACAAUAUAUUGCUUUUUGUUACUUUUAAUUUAUUAAAUAGAGUGGUUAUUUUUUGACCGAAUUAACACACACACACAUAUGUGUAUAUAUAUAUAUAUACGUGUAUGUAAAUAGCACUUUGAAUAUAAUCUUCACUGUGAGGUUGGGAGGAGUGUUAGUCCCGCUGAUCCUUUUAAAUCUGCCACCAGCAUGUCCUCUAUGCCUGAUUCUGAAAGAGGACAGGGGAGUCAGGCAGGGAGCGAAGCAUGCUGAACAUCGUUUGCAAUCCCUCGUUCUGUUUUAGCUGUGGCUCACAGAGCAGCUGACUUUGUUCUUGAACCUACAUUCAACAGUGUUGCCUUUCUACAGCGAAACCUUCUGUACGGAUACAAAAGUUGAUUUUUUUUUUUUUUUUUUUUUGUAGAUGUCUGUGCAUGUUACUGAGUGAAAGCAAAAACCAGAUUGCCAUUUAGCAGUGACGUUUCUUGCAAGAAAAACAUGUCAGCUGAAUAUGAAGCAUCAGUUAGCAUCACUCAGACUGGAAGUGGUAGCAAAUACAUGUUUGGCUCCUUCAGAUAGACACAAAAAGAUCGCACUUCCUGUUGUCACAAGCAUGUAGAUGUCGCGCUUGCGGGCUGUUUAGUUAUAGAUUUUCUAGCUGAAAGGGGCCGCAUCAUCUCAAGACACCAUGAGAUGACUGUCUGUUUUUAUGAAUGAGGAACUGUAGAUACCAGGCUUUAAAUACACUUUGUAAUUGUAUAAAGUUGGGUGUCUUACUAUGGCAGUCAGUGGGGAUUAACUUAGCCUCAGCCUCCAGUGGCCACUACAGGAAUUGCAGGGUUUUUUUGUUGUUGUUUUUUUUAGCGCUUCCAGGUUUGCUUAUAAUAUCUAAAAUGUGACCUUGCCAUCAUACCUUUGCCCUCGAUGACAGUGCCUAGCAACAACAUAAUCACAGUAUGAAAGGUGGCGCUAGUCAAGCUAACACCACCCACGGAUAGUGAAGACCCCAGCUAAUCAUUUUUGCCUGAAACUAGACGUGAUGAGUGAGGAAACCGAAGGACAGUGAGCUUAUCCUGGCUAAUCCUCCUUUGUGACUAUAAAAUCAUUUAUGAAAUGAACUUCCUGUUUCUUUCAGUGUGAGCUAAAACUAACGACUGAGCCCAUAAACUACUGAGGUUGUCUACUGAGGUUACAGAGACAGGGAGCCCAGGGCGUGUUCUCCACAAGAGUCGCCCCCCUGAUGGCCAUUCUAAAGAAUCCAUAUUUUACUACAGUCUGUGCGAGCAACAGGUGAAGGACCCAGAAAAAGAGAGCACCUCUCAUUUAACCACUCUGGUUUCCAGCGAUACACACUCCAUGUUUGCCGUGGAUGCACGGUUGUUGAAGAACAGUCUCCUUGAUUAGUGGUAAUUUUAAUCGCUUUCAGGAAGUAUUUUGAAACAGAUUUUUAGAUACACAUUCUGAUAGUCUGGUCCCUGACACAGACGAGUAUCUGAAUACAAAGUCCUUCUUGGCCAACGCAGCAGUAUCUCAACAAACCAGGAGUUCGUCCUGUCGUCUGUGGUUUCUCUCUUCAAUUCCAUAUAGCCUCUUUCAGUAGACACAGUAGAUGGAAAUAUUCAGGAGGACACGACGAUCCCAAACUGUCCAAUCACAGCCAUCGCAGACUGUGUCCAUGUGGCGUGUAGUUACGGUGUAGGCUGCAGGGUUGCGUUUCAGAAUAUGUGCAGAUUUAGAAAUAUAAAUCCCCUGUAAAUCCGGGGACAACCCCAUCUCUAACAAAAAUGACAAAAAUGGUCAUUUUUGUGUUUAUGAAACUUUUCUCCCAGCCUUAUUCACGGUUCUUUUUUUCCCUAACAAACACUCUCAUGGCUUCUAUAAAAUGAUGACUUAGACCUCAGAGGGUUAAACAAACUUUGGUCAUUUUUGAUCAUCAGAGCGGCUCUCAGUUGGAUUUAUUCACCGUGUGACGGAGCCAAACUAGCCGUGUUUUUGCUAGGCCAAGCAAACCGAUUCCUCUGUAAUGACAUUUGAACCGAUUUGCUAAGAAGCAAAUAAAAACAUGUCCCAAAAUGUCACAUAAACCUAAAUAUACAAACAUUAGAGUUAAUAAUUGUUAUUAGUCUGGUCUCCAAGUGGAGAUGAAUAUUUUAAGAGUGUGGGCAGAUGACUUAGUAAACAGUCUGCAUAUAAUAGCCAUUUGAUGAUAAACUGUACCCAUCAUAUUAUUCCAAAGGUCGCCCUGAUGAUGCAUAAAUAUUCCUGCGGUGACACCUCACAGUACAAGAUAACAUUUAAUUAGGUUGUGUAUUAGCGUGACGUGCGUGGAAUGGUCUCGCAUAUAUAUAUAUUUAUAUAUAUAUUUAUAUUUGUUUUUUUAUAUAUAUAUUUCAUACACGACAGUGGUGUUAAUGUGACUUUGGGCAGUAAAAUGACUCGAUGUGUUCUGACUAACACGUCCUCUCAGCAAUAACAACCUGAAGCAGCCCACUUCUGUACUCACAGCUCUGGGCCAAACAUAUAAAGGUCUCAAAUGCUGGCAGUUCAUCUUAUUGCUUAGUUCCAUACUGCAUGUACACACACACACACACACACACACACACACACACACACACACACACACACACACACACACACACACACACACACACACACACUUUCCACAUAUUCAAUCAAUAUUUGUCUGAUUAAGGCUCCUGCAGAGUUUAGUCCUAUGCAAAGGUUUGUGCAGCCCUUGACUUUUUUGCACCUUUAAAUGUGCUAGAGAAUAAGUUUGUUUUUUUUGUUUGUUUUUUUUUAAAUCAUUAUUUGUCUGAAAUUUACUCAAAGCUCUCUGUUCCAGCCAAGGUUUUCAAUAAAAUACAGUAUAAAAGCAAGACUUCU
This is a messenger RNA of Pelmatolapia mariae (spotted tilapia), 6697 nucleotides long. It is a transcript of the gene herc3, whose product is annotated as HECT and RLD domain containing E3 ubiquitin protein ligase 3. The transcript has 25 exons. The record is from RefSeq and is a predicted model, not a curated record. Gene Ontology annotation, biological process: ubiquitin-dependent protein catabolic process; protein ubiquitination. Gene Ontology annotation, cellular component: cytoplasm. Gene Ontology annotation, molecular function: ubiquitin protein ligase activity. Lineage: Eukaryota; Metazoa; Chordata; Actinopteri; Cichliformes; Cichlidae. Bases 225 to 3371 code for a protein of 1048 amino acids.